Branchiostoma floridae (Florida lancelet) is the source of this 2803-nucleotide messenger RNA. RefSeq lists its product as uncharacterized. Gene Ontology annotation, biological process: signal transduction. The transcript is spliced from 7 exons. The record is from RefSeq and is a predicted model, not a curated record. Bases 152 to 1003 code for a protein of 283 amino acids. NCBI's taxonomy places the organism in Eukaryota, Metazoa, Chordata, Leptocardii, Amphioxiformes, Branchiostomatidae.
AACAAGUGGAUGCUAGUUGAAACGUUCGAUAGUUUCCAAAAUCAUGUCAAGUUGCUUGAGUUAACGUUAGCACUUUUUGGCGCGUCUUGAUUUUGUUCCUUUGCACGCCAGACUUGUUACGCAGCUGUGUGGAGGAGACACCACCGCCAUCAUGAUUCGACAGGGGAACGUCACAUGGACGACGACCACAACUGUGACCAAAAAUGGGAAAACCGUCAAAACCAAAGACAGCGGAACCGGAAUCCCUGGUGGGGGUCGGGCUGGGCGGGCUUCUGACCCCAUGUUUGACAGUUUCCUAUCUGUCAACCCGCAGCCGAGACGGGCCUCGUCCCCAUCUUUGUUUGUACAUGACCCCACCAUGGGAUUUGGUACGACCACGUUCCACACGGAAGUGAAGAAGUCAGGAACUCUUGACAAGAAAAAGAAGAAAGAGAAAGACGCAGAUGGCGAUAGCAAAGAGAAGAAGCCAGGAAUUAAAGAUAAGGUGAAGGGGUUCGUCUCAUCAUUGACAGCAAAGUCUCCGACUCCCGAGGAAGACGUGACCCAGAAGAUGAAGAAAACCUCCGUUAGCGACCUCGGGCCGGUGGAAGUGUUCAUUUCCUACCAGUGGGACCACCAGAAACAGGUGAUCCAGCUCCAUGACACGUUGGAGGAGAAGGGCCACAGCUGCUGGAUGGACAUUAAGGAGAUGGGCGGGGGAGACCAGCUGUACGCCGCCAUAGACAGGGGCAUGAGGCAGGCCAAGGUCGUCAUCAGCUGCGUCACUCCGAAGUACACUGAGUCUGCCAACUGUAGGAACGAAGUCGCGCUUGCGCACAGCCUGCAGAAGACAAUCGUGCCCGUCCUGCUGGAGAAAACGGCCUGGCCGCCAGAGGGCCCCAUGGCCAUGCCGUUCGCACAGCUCCUGUACAUCGACUUUUCAAAAGAAUCCAAGCGGAACCCUUGGCAGGGGCCGCACUUUGACGAACUUAUGACAAGCGUUGAGCACUGUCUGAAGAAAUAGUUCUCGUUCCUUCAUGUUUUCUCGAACUUAAAGGCACAAAUACUAGUAUGUGAUAAUGUCCAGUCGGAGAAAACCCAAAACCAUGGACCUAUUGCUAUGCUGUCUUGACAGUGUAUUUUCGAUCUACCUGCUCAAUUGUAACGUUACUGGUAACGACUGUAAUAGGAUUUUAGUCGUUUCCCUAUGCUCAGUGUCUGAUAUAUACAUGUUUAAGGAUUAAACGGUGUGUUAGUAUAGAAAAGGGAAAGAAUUGGAUAGCAGUAUAGAAACAUUGAAGCAAGAGGGAAAUGAUUGUACAUGUACAAUCAUUUAUUUCUGAACGCCUCAAGAGAAAAAAAUUAAACAACGGCAAGACAUGCCAAUAAUUUUGAAUAAAAGUUCGAUGCGUUAGAUAGAGAUUAGCAGGCUUGCACUGACUUGCGGUGAGAACUCAUGAACCCAAAUAGCAAAUCUUACAAGCGCAGAUAAAGAAUUUUAUCGUACUACAUCUGCAAGAUUUGAUAUGCACUGUCUGUCUCUACGGUGUGUACAGUAUUACUUGUUCUGGUAUUCAGGUAUUGAUUUGAAAUAAGGAUCAUGUUUGUUGGUCUGUUACAGGUUUGAAUAGAGUGUACAUGGAUUUUAUAUACUAGUACGCACAGGUAUCUAGAAGAAGAUUAAAUGUGUUUUCUUGCAAAUAUAUCUGGUUGACCACCGUGAAUGCAAAAUUACGUUUUAUCAUGAAUGAGGAUUUUUUAAAGCUUUUCAAAAUUACAGCAUCUUCUACUCAUGCAGCGUUCGUUAAACGUCAGACAUAAACCAGGAUGACUCGAUACAUUCGUCAGUUUGUAAGAUACAUGUUUAUCCGAAGUGCUGGCAGAAACACAGUCAUGUAAAUAAACAGUCAAAAGAAUGGUCGUAAUGGCCAGGUGCUUGUUUGGGCAGGUUUGACUAUAUUGUCUUUGGGAACCUGUCUAUAUGUCAUCGUUAUCUGCAGCUCGUUUGCAAAGGUUUCUCCAUCAGAUGUAUUUCAUAUACUAGUACUUGCUUUACCGCAGGAUAUUCUUUUUUCAUGGAGCCCUUGGUACAGUGCCGAAGCUACAAAACGUCUUGAAAUUCUCAGUCAAGAAUAAACUUAACGUAACCAACAAAUUUUGGGCUGACUCCAUCAACAUUAUUCAUGGUAUAGACUCAUCUUUUGCUACCUCCGGGACGUGACAUUAUAGCCACGUGACUGCAGCAACCGGACGUGCCAGAUAAACUGUGUCGCCCCCCGUCUCUGUUUCGUCCUCACUCAUUGUCAUACUAAGUCUUGAAAUCUAUUUUGCCAAGGAUAAAGUUAUUGAAUAAGGAUGGUUCUCGGGUAGAUCGUUCUCAAGCCUGUUUUUUUUUAGCUGGCCUUAUGAGUUUUAGUGCUGUAAAAAUUUCCCAGAGUAGCCUAAUACUCUGGGCUGUAAUAUAAAGAAAUACAGACAAAGUAUCGAAUCAAUCACCCUGACAAAUAUCAAUAUCAAUAACAGAAUGCAAAGACAGGGUUUGAAGUAUUUCUUAUAGCUUGCAGAAGCUUAUCGGUCCAUUCGACCAUGUACAAAAAGUACCAAAUGAAAGUAAAAAUGCGAGUUUUAAAGCAAGCAUAGUCAUAAACUGUCCCACAUUUACAUUAUCAGCAUGUCAAACACACCCUCUAAGCAACAACUACCAACACAUCUGUAACCUAACGUAGUUUACAGUUACAGUUACAUUCUUUUCCACCACUUGAAAUAGAACCAAGUAUUCUAUAAGAGCCUGAAACGUACACAAAAUCUUAUCUACCUAGUCAUA